Molecule: messenger RNA, 2652 nt
Organism: Brettanomyces bruxellensis
Lineage: Eukaryota; Fungi; Ascomycota; Pichiomycetes; Pichiales; Pichiaceae
Exons: 2
Coding region: 1-2652 (883 amino acids)
Biological process (GO): double-strand break repair via homologous recombination; reciprocal meiotic recombination
Cellular component (GO): nucleus
Molecular function (GO): DNA translocase activity; ATP-dependent chromatin remodeler activity; ATP binding
Source: RefSeq, a predicted model, not a curated record
AUGCUCAACCUUAAUACCCCAUUUAGGCCUGUAAGGAGAAGAUCACCGGGUGUCAAGAACAAUCGCUCUUUAACUCACAAGACUUCGUUACAGGUUGGAAAGAAGGAUCAUGCGGCUUCAAGAUCACUAACAAGUGGCCGAAAAAGGACCCCUGCUGCCAACAGUCAUAUUAAGUAUGCCAUUUUAUGGAGAAAAGUCUCGCAUCGCAAAAAUAAACCUUGGGAUGGGGACGGAGUUCUCCGGCUUAACAAAAACACCGAUUCGGCAAUAGUCAAAGAUGAGGAUGGCAAUUUUCUUGGAAAGGUGUUUAAGGCAUCGGAGAGGAUCUUUGGGGAAGAUGCAUUUAAGUGUGGCUCCGCAAUCGAGUGCCAAUUAAACGGUGAACUUGAAUCGAGUGCUGAUUCGCAGUCGCAAUCAUCAGCCGAUCUUUCAAGUGGUCUUACUAUGAAGAUGUCAUCUGGGUUAAAGCGUCACAAAAUAGAUUCAAUCCCCAGUUCGAAACGUGCGAAGCGUAUUUCCACUAUUUCCGGGCACAGCAGCGUGAAAAGUGGCUCGCUUUAUCCUGCAAAGUCGGUGCUUGACAAAAAAAACUCCAGGAAGCAGAACUUUCUCUCUGAUGGCAGCAGCCACUCAUCCAUGCCGUUAUACAACAUAGCAGAGAUCAAUAACCCACUUAUAAUGGACAGACCGGGGCAGUUCGGCCCUCCGGGUACUUUGGUAAAGGAUGUUGUGGUGGAUCCUGCAUUAUCGUGCAAGUUGAGGCCGCACCAAAGAGAGGGCAUCAAGUUUCUGUACAACUGCGUUAUGGGAUUCAACAGCUUUGUGGGCAAUGGUGCUAUUUUAGCCGAUGAGAUGGGUCUUGGCAAAACGUUGCAGACCAUUUCUCUAAUUUGGACUCUUUUGAAGCAGACGCCGUAUGUUGGCCAGAAGCCAAUUAUCUCCAAUAAGGUGCUCAUAUGUUGUCCGGUGACACUAGUAGCAAACUGGAAGAAGGAAUUUCACAAGUGGCUAGGCAGGAAACCAAACUCCCCGAGUGUUUUGGCCCUGGAUGGUGCACAGCAAAGUUUCAGGCAGAAAGACAGGCAAAUAGUCCAUGGCUUUUCGAAUACCAAAGUGUACAAAGUGCUUAUAGUUGGCUACGAGAAGAUGCAAUCGCUUGAAAAGGAACUUUCCGAGGCGAAGUUCGAUCUCUUGGUCUGCGAUGAGGGUCACAGGCUUAAGAACUCUCUCAGCAAGUCGUUCAAGGCAUUGCAAAGGCUGGAUAUCCGGCGUAGAAUCAUUCUUACAGGCACACCAAUUCAAAAUGACCUGACCGAGUUCUACAACCUCAUCAGUUUUGUCAAUCCCGGGGUUCUGGGAAGCUUCAAGGAGUUUCAGAAGAAGUUCAUCAAGCCUAUUCUUCGGUCCCGGGAGACUGGAUGCAGAAGUAAGGCCGUGAUUAGUCUCGGAAAGCAGAGAACAGAGAGUCUCGUGCAAGAGACGAAGAAAUUCAUCCUUCGCAGAACAAAUACAGAGCUUGUGAAAUAUCUACCCAAGAGAUCAGACUAUGUUUUGUUUGUUCCGCCUUCCCGGCUCCAACUUGAGCUUUUCCGUUUGCUGGCCAAGACGAAGAAAUACACAAAAAUCAUGGAGGAAGAGGAGGAACUACAACCGGCCGGAUCACGUGCAAAGCCUUCGGUCACAAAGGACUCUCUCAGUCUUAUGACCACCUUCAGAAAGAUAUGCAACUCGCCGUCUUUGCUUGAAGAGGAUUCACUUUUCAGGGAAAUAUGUGAUGAUGCCAGUGGUUCUGGCCCUGGAAGUGCGUUUGCAGAGCAGUUGGGGAAGAAGGUGAAGAGUGGGAAGAUCAACUUGUUGAUGAAGCUGUUGACUCUGAUCUAUAGGAACACUCAGGACGAGAAGGUAAUCGUGGUCUCCAACUUUACGCAGGUUCUCGAUGUAAUCGAGAAGACAAUUCAGAGUCUUCGGCUUUCCUAUUCACGACUAGACGGCUCUACACCUUCAAAAGACCGCUCAAAGCUUGUGGACAGCUUCAACAAGUCCACCAAAGAAGCGUGCUUUGUUUUUCUACUCAGUUCGAAGGCUGGAGGUAUGGGGUUGAAUCUAGUGGGUGCAUCACGCUUAAUUCUUUUUGACAACGACUGGAAUCCGUCUGUUGACCUACAGGCCAUGGCCAGGAUUCACAGGGAAGGCCAAAAGAGGCAUGUUAGGGUAUACAGACUACUGACAAGCGGAUGUAUUGACGAGAAGAUAUUCCAGAGACAGUUGAUCAAACGUAACUUGAGCGAUCGUUUUGUGGAUGACUCAGCAUCGUCCGAUGCCGAUUUCUUCAGCUAUUCCGAUCUCCGUGAUAUUUUUACGCUUGAUUGCACACAGGACGACGAUUUAGUUGCAGCAAAUGAUGAAGCAGAGGACGAUGAACCUGAAUCGUUUGUCACAGCAUUAAAGUUCAGCCAAAACUGCGUGAAUGAUGAGAACGAGACCAAGAAUAGAGCCAAAAAGCAGAUACAGCGAUGCCUUCGGGGGUUUAGGCACAUUGAUCCGGUAGCAGCAAAAAGUGAGACUCCAACUGAUGAUGCUGUUAUCAAUACUCUAGUCGUCGACCAGGACCCUAAGAAACCUUUAUUAAGUUACAUAUUUGCUAAGUAUUAG